Messenger RNA from Mustela erminea (ermine), 3089 nucleotides. It is a transcript of the gene ILDR2, whose product is annotated as immunoglobulin like domain containing receptor 2. The transcript has 10 exons. Gene Ontology annotation, cellular component: membrane. The record is from RefSeq and is a predicted model, not a curated record. The coding region runs from base 234 to 2159 and encodes 641 amino acids. Gene Ontology annotation, biological process: pancreas development. Lineage: Eukaryota; Metazoa; Chordata; Mammalia; Carnivora; Mustelidae.
GAGCCGCGCCGCAGCCCGGAGCCGAGCCGGGCCGAGUCGAGCCGGGGAGCCCGCGGCAGCGCGCGCCGGGCGGGCGGCGAGGCGGGCCCGGCGGGCGGCGGCGCCGGGGGAGGCCGGGGGCCCGCUCGCGCGCGCGGCCGCAUCCCCGCCGCUCCCGCCGGGUUACCCCGAGCCGCGCGCUGCCGCCGGCCCCCGCUUCGCGCGCUGCUCCAGCCGCAUGGGAAGUUGGGGACAUGGACGGGGUCGUGCUGGCGUGGACCGCCGUCUUCUGGCUAACAGCCAUGGCUGACGGCCUUCAAGUCACGGUGCUCGACAAGAAGAAGGUGGCCAUGCUCUUUCAGCCCACCGUGCUCCGCUGCCACUUCUCCACGUCCUCCAGGCAGCCUGCCGUCGUGCAGUGGAAGUUCAAAUCCUACUGCCAGGAUCGCAUGGGGGAGUCCUUGGGCAUGUCCUCUCCCCGGGCCCAGUCUCUCAGCAAAAGAAACCUGGAAUGGGACCCCUACUUGGAUUGCUUAGACAGCAGGAGGACUGUCCGCGUGGUAGCUUCAAAACAGGGCUCGACCGUCACCCUGGGAGAUUUCUACAGGGGCAGAGAGAUCACGAUCGUGCAUGAUGCAGAUCUUCAAAUUGGAAAACUCAUGUGGGGAGACAGCGGACUCUAUUACUGUAUCAUCACCACCCCUGAUGACCUGGAGGGCAAAAAUGAGGACUUGGCGGAGCUGCUGGUGUUGGGCAGGACAGGGCUGCUUGCUGACCUCUUGCCCAGUUUUGCUGUGGAAAUUAUGCCAGAGUGGGUGUUCGUCGGCCUGGUGAUCCUGGGAGUCUUCCUCUUCUUCGUGCUGGUGGGGAUCUGCUGGUGCCAGUGCUGCCCGCACAGCUGCUGCUGCUACAUCCGCUGCCCGUGUUGUCCGGAGUCCUGCUGCUGCCCGCAGGCCUUGUAUGAAGCAGGGAAAGCAGCAAAGGCCGGGUACCCUCCCUCUGUCGCCGGUGUCCCCGGCCCUUACUCCAUCCCCUCUGUCCCCCUGGGAGGAACCCCCCCAACCGGCAUGCUGAUGGACAAGCCGCACCCGCCCCCCCUGGCACCAAGUGACUCCACGGGAGGCAGCCACAGUGUUCGCAAAGGUUACCGGAUUCAGGCUGACAAAGAGAGAGACUCCAUGAAGGUCCUGUACUACGUCGAGAAGGAGCUGGCUCAGUUUGAUCCAGCCAGAAGGAUGAGAGGCAGAUAUAACAACACCAUCUCCGAGCUCAGCUCCCUGCAUGAGGACGACAGCAGUUUCCGCCAGGCCUACCACCAGAUGAGAAGCAAGCAGUUCCCUGUGUCCGGGGACUUGGAGAGCAAUCCUGACUACUGGUCCGGGGUCGUGGGAGGCAGCACCGGGGCCAGCCGGGGGCCCUCGGCCAUGGAGUAUAACAAGGAGGAUCGGGAGAGCUUCAGCCAGCAGCGCUCCAAGUCCGAGAUGCUGUCGCGGAAGAACUUCGCCGCCGGCGUCCCCGCCGUGUCCAUGGACGAGCUGGCCGCCUUCGCCGACUCGUACGCCGCGCGCUCCCGCCGGGCCGACGGAGACAGCCACGAGGCGCGGGGCGGCGGCCGCUUCGAGCGCUCGGAGGCGCGCGCGCUGGGCGGCUUCUACCCCGACGGCUCGCCCGACGAGUACUACGGGCCGCGCGGCCGCAGCCGGGAGCCCCUGGGCGACGCGGGCCGCGCCUGGGCGCCCAGCCCCCCGCGCCGGCGGCCGGACGACGCGCCGCUGCCGCGCCUGGUGAGCCGCACGCCGGGCACCGCGCCCAAGUACGAGCACGGGCCGCGCGCGGGGGCGCUGGAGCGCCAGGCGCGGCCCGAGGGCGCCAGCCGCGGCGGCAGCCUGGAGACGCCGUCCCGGCUGAGCGCGCAGCUCGGCCGCCGCAGCGCCUCCUACUACGCCUGGUCGCCGCCCUCCACCUACAAGGCGGCCGCGCCGCAGGACGACGACGACGACGACGACGACGACGACUCCGCCGACGACCCGCUGCCGCCCUACAGCGAGCGCGAGCUGAGCCGCGGCCCGUCCUAUCGCGGCCGCGACCUGCCCUACCACAGCAACUCGGAGAAGAAGCGCAAGAAGGAGCCCGCCAAGAAGACGAGUGACUUUCCAACCAGGAUGUCCCUUGUGGUCUGAUGUUUGUUUUGAAGACACUUCUCUGGCUGACUGGAAAUCAGAAGCAGCCCACGGGGACAAGACACAAACCUAAGAGCCAGCAGGCCCGGGACCUUCUCUGGCCACCACCUCGGAAGAUUUGCUGAUCUUUGCUUUGCCAAGGGGGGGGCAGCCUUUAAGGAAGGCUGAUUCCAAACCUCAGCAUACAUCCAGCUAGUAUGCGAAACUCAAGAAGAUGACUAUGUGUGAGAACAUUCCCACACAUGGGGUGUCUUACCCACUGAGUUCAUCCUGCCUGAUGUUCUUCCGUAGCUGAACCAGGAUUCCUUUUCCAAUUCUGAAAGGGAGUUAGCUCUGGACUGCUGAUCUCUAGAAACUGCCUCGUCCUCCAGUAUGUUCUUCUAUGCCUCCUGUGCUGUGCUUAGAGACAGAAAAACAUUACUACUAUUAGAAGAAGGUCUUGUACUGACAACAGAAGAUAGCUUUAGGCAAAAUAUACCUUUUAUCCCCAUCUCCUGCCGGUCAUGAGGCAAUGACUAUUGUUACACUAAAAUCAGAGGGCCCUUGGUGAGCUCAGUGACAGUGACCUGCAGGACAAUCACAGAAAUGACUUCAAUUUGCUGUUUUGAAUGACAGCUCUUGAGUGGCUAGAUCAAGACAAAAGAGAGUAUCCCUUUUUGAAAAGCGGUGUAAGUGCUAUUUCUUUUUCCAUUCUGAGAACUUAAACUGCUUUUUCUCUUUCCGCUGUGCACAGCGACAUCCGAGUCUCGGACGUUAAGGGCUCUCCUCGUCCGCCCUUCCCCUGGACUUUCCACCCGUUGGUGCCACCCACAGAGCCCCACUUCCCUCUGCACUCUGAUUAAAUUGUCAUCAGGUGCCUUUCGAAAAAUGCUUAAAAUACACACAUGAAAGAGAGGAGGAAGGAAAAAAAAAAAGGAGAAAGCAGUUAUG